AUGGAGUUACCUGGGGGCAUGUUUGAGUAUGGAGGUAUACUCGAAGAGUCCCAGAAAUUUGCUUACUGGAGUUUCCUACGUGAUCGACGGGAAUUCUCUGUACUGGCGGUUGAGAAGAUGAAAACUUGUAGUACAGGCGAGGAAAGAGAGAAACUGAAGCAAGCUAGUAGUACUAGUGCAACAUCACCUUCAGCUGCAGCU
Messenger RNA from Amoebophrya sp. A25, 201 nucleotides. The record is from the annotation of a GenBank genome assembly. Lineage: Eukaryota; Dinophyceae; Syndiniales; Amoebophryaceae.